Messenger RNA from Chiloscyllium plagiosum (whitespotted bambooshark), 1363 nucleotides. NCBI's taxonomy places the organism in Eukaryota, Metazoa, Chordata, Chondrichthyes, Orectolobiformes, Hemiscylliidae. The record is from RefSeq and is a predicted model, not a curated record.
GGCUGCUGGAUCCCUGCGACGGCACUGGAUCAUGCUUCACCAGUGCACCGCUGUCCUCCCUGCUCUCCUCUUCGCCCUACGACUAGUGCCUUCCUUCCCCGAGAUACAUGACAACUUCUACCGCCACGGUGUUUCCUUCAAUGCGUCUGACGCCAUCUGUAUUCCUGCAAGGGACAAGCCCGACAAGAUCGACGCGUUCUACAACGCCUGGCUGGAGGUCCUCGCGGGCGUACAGACACUCUGUUUAUUCUGCACGUCGGAGUGCGACCCGCGUCCGACCUGCCUCCGGCGUGCUGAGGCGAUGGACUUGGGGGGUUGCAUGUUCGGGACAAUGUGUGCCAUGCCGGAGGACCUCGCCUCUGCCCAGGCCUUUGAUGCUUUUACUUUACGGGAUCUGUCUGUAUGCGGGUAUUAUGCACCCACCAAUGCCGCGGUAAUCUCCUUGUAUUUGUGCUUUCCACCUGCCCCAACCACACCACCCCCGACCACGACUCCCGAGAUAUUGCCGUGCCCCUCUCUGGGACCGGGGCCCGCGGGGGGACUGGUAUUGUGGGAUGAGGGAGAGGCCCUUUAUGACAACGUCCGACACGAGGUCAUACCUGUGCUGGUCAAUAUAUCCGGGUACCGGACUAUUGCACAGCACAGGUACGCAACCUAUAUGCCAUGAUGGGGAAGGAAGUUAUAGAGAGGGCCAUAGACGCCAUGGGGGCAACCCACUACUGGACCGACAUACAUAACACACACACACAACGACACAGAUGGGACAUAGUCAACGAUGCUCUCACAGGACUCAACACGGGGACAUCCGUAGUAAACUCCCUAGACAUCUAGGACCUUAACGAAAAGGUCGAGCAACUAAAAGGGGUAGUGACGGACCUGCUACAGAGGGCUCUCACAAAUCAGGCAGACCAGGCACUCCUGGGGGAAGAGGGAGCAUACAUCCAGCUCGACGGCAUUGUAGUCCUGGAGACACACGCCCACACCAUUAACCGCCUUAUAGACCAGGAAAGAGAAAACACGGCCCAUAUCCACGAGGGGCAGCUGUGCCAUGCGUAUGGCCUGUGGAUGGUAGCCCAGAUCCAGCAUAAUCUUGACCAGGUCCAAAGCGAGGAGGUGCCCGACUGGAUCGACAGCGCCAAACUGGCCUCACUCGCGGGGCGCUCAGGGCCGCUCGACAGCCGGACUCUGAAGGGUAUGGCCAGAGUAUACCCAGUGAUGCCCGACUUUGAGGUCAGUGAGGCAACAGGAGUCGGGAUUGUCCUCCUGAUCCCCGUGGUCACCCCAGGGUCUGAGCCAUUUCCCCUGUUUCACAUUGAGAACAUCGGAGUCAUAUGGGAAAACGCUUCCCUCAAAUAUCGAUUAG